AUGUCCUCCACAAGCCAACAACGCGCCGACGCCGAAAAACUCAUAAACCGCAAUCCACACCGCGAUUUCAAAUUCGUCGAAGCCAGCCGCUCACCCUGGGACGACAGCAAAUCCUGGACCGUCACCCAAACGGUAUCACCGUCAUGGAAACUCGGCUCUGGCGCCAACGACCACGGCACCUCAUUAAAAAUCCCCCACAUCGAAAUCGAUCCUUAUGAAGAAGGACGACCCGCAGUCUACAACUACAAGCUCCUUAUCUCCUCGAUCAUCCCGCGUCCGAUCGGUUUCGUGAGUACGCGCAGCGCGGACGGAACUUCUACGAACUUGGCUCCGUUUUCUUACUUCAAUAUGAUUAAUCACGAUCCGCCACUUUUUGUGCUGGGAUAUGCAGGCGGUUUGGAUAAUGCGAAGGAUUCGUUGAGGAAUUUGAAGGAGACGCGUGAAUGUACUAUUAAUAUUAUCUCGGAGCAUUUUCUAGAGGCAGCCAAUGCAACGAGUAUUAAUGCGCCGUAUGGAGAGUCGGAGUGGGCUUUUAGUGGUUUAACUCCUGCGUCGUGUACGACGGUUAAGGCGAGUAGAGUUCAAGAGGCACAUUUUAGUGUCGAGGGAAAGUUGGAAAGUUUGAAGGAAUUUGAGAGUAAGGCGACGCCUGGGAAAAAGACGGGGGUUUUGGCGGUUAUUGAGGGGACGAGAUUUUGGGUUAGGGAAAAUGCUAUUAAUGAGGAGAAGAAUAUUGUGGAUCCUGCGGUCUUGAAACCAAUUUCCAGAUUGGGAGGUAUUACUUAUGGGAGGACAACGGAGGGAAUAGAGCUUCCCAGACCGGAUUAUGAGACUGUGGUUGAGAAGGAUGAGGAGGCGAAGAAGUUGGUUAAGGCUAAGCUUGAGAAUCAAUGA
Messenger RNA from Sclerotinia sclerotiorum 1980 UF-70, 894 nucleotides. RefSeq lists its product as hypothetical. The record is from RefSeq and is a predicted model, not a curated record. The coding region runs from base 1 to 894 and encodes 297 amino acids. Lineage: Eukaryota; Fungi; Ascomycota; Leotiomycetes; Helotiales; Sclerotiniaceae. Gene Ontology annotation, molecular function: FMN binding. The transcript has a single exon.